AUGCUGAGAACGGCCCUGAGACGAGCUGCCAAACCUUCCCGGGUGCCUCGAAGAACUCUCACAACCUCCCUUCCGGCUCUGUGCUCUCGAACAGAGUGCCAGAAGUCCGCCAACCAGCCCAUCACCCUCACAGCCGAAACCAAGUCCAUCUCGGACCGUCAGCAACUAUAUUGGAUCUCCCCUGAGUCUCCAGGCUCGGCAUUUUUCCUGCCCCAUGGCCAGCGAAUCUACAGCCGACUGGGCGAGUUCAUGCGACUGCAAUUGCGGGUCUUUGGCUUUCAGGAAAUCUCGUCUCCCAUCAUGUACAAAAAUUCGUUGUGGAAGCAGUCUGGCCACUGGGAGAAAUUCCAGGACGACAUGUUCAGAGUGCAGCCUGGUCAUGAAGAGACUUCUGUCGAGGAAGAGUUCUCUCUGAAGCCUAUGAACUGUCCUGGACAUUGUCUUCUGUUCAACAGUCUGAAACGAAGCUACAGAGAGCUGCCUCUGAGAUACUCUGACUUCUCGCCUUUGCAUCGAAAUGAGGCUUCCGGCGCUCUUAGUGGACUUACGCGUGUUCGACGGUUCCACCAGGAUGAUGGACAUAUUUUCUGCACUCCUGAGCAGGUUGAGAGUGAGAUUUCGCGAGCUCUCAAACUGGUGCAGCAGACCUACAACACUUUUGGGCUGGAGAUUUCGCGUGUUGUGCUCUCUACCCGUCCCGAGACAUUUAUUGGAGAUAUUGAGCAGUGGAACGACGCAGAGAAGGCUCUGACCUCGGUGCUGGACUCAUGGUCUGUUUCCAAGGGAAAGUGGGAGCUGAACGCUGGCGAUGGUGCCUUUUACGGUCCCAAGAUUGACAUUCUCGUUAAGGACAAGCAUGGAAAGGAACAUCAAACCGCUACUACGCAGCUCGACUUCCAGCUUCCGGAGCGGUUCCAGCUCAAGUACUUUGAUGCAUCCGAGACCGCCCAGAGGCCCGUUAUGGUCCACCGGGCAGUGUACGGUUCGCUCGAGCGGUUCUUGGCUAUUCUGAUUGACCAUUACGAAGGUAAGUGGCCCCUGUGGCUUUCCCCUCGACAGUGCAUGGUGCUCCCCGUGGGAGAGGCUCAGAACGAGUUUGCCGAGAAGGUAGCUGCCCAGCUGUCUGGCCUUCCUUCCAUCACAGAUCAGUCCACUCCUCUGUCUGCUAGCACUUUGUUCUGCGAUGUCGAUACUCGAUCUGAGACACUGGGCCAGAAGAUUAAGCAGGCUCGAAACGAGGGAUACUCUUAUAUUGCUGUGAUUGGCGAUAAGGAGAUGCAGGAGGGCAAGGUGACUGUCCAAAAGCCUGGUAAGAAGGACCGUCAGCUUCUGACUGUUGAUGAGGCCCGAGACUUUUUCCACAAGGAGCAGAAUGCUUUCAGAUAA
Yarrowia lipolytica CLIB122 is the source of this 1386-nucleotide messenger RNA. RefSeq lists its product as uncharacterized. The record is from RefSeq and is a predicted model, not a curated record. Gene Ontology annotation, molecular function: ATP binding; threonine-tRNA ligase activity. Gene Ontology annotation, cellular component: cytoplasm. Gene Ontology annotation, biological process: mitochondrial threonyl-tRNA aminoacylation. Lineage: Eukaryota; Fungi; Ascomycota; Dipodascomycetes; Dipodascales.